Molecule: messenger RNA, 828 nt
Organism: Habropoda laboriosa
Lineage: Eukaryota; Metazoa; Arthropoda; Insecta; Hymenoptera; Apidae
Gene: Osi10b
Source: RefSeq, a predicted model, not a curated record
AUGGAGUCGACGGAGGAGACGAUCUUGAAUAACGAGGACUCGGGGAGCUUCAACGAGGCGUUUGCUUCCUGUUUAGCUAGAAAAGAGUUCGGGACGCUCGAGUGCGCGAAUCGCGGUGCUCUGAGUGCUCUGCAGUCGUUCAAUCAGAUAGACGAUCUAGAUUUUGGCGAGGUACAUUUGGAGAGAGCUGACGGUUACGGCAGAGAGUUGCUAGAUUGGGACUACGAUCCGAAAGAUUUCGGAAAUAUCGUGAAAGCAGCGACUAGAUUGAUGGAACGUAGAAGUAUGAAGUGGAAUUUGGAUAAUUUCUAUCCAGGAUUACAGUUGCGAGCUGGACCAAUGUUGAAUGGCAACGGGAUGCUGGAAUUUGUGAUGAACGAGAGAUCCGGUGCUUUUGGAGACAGGCAAGCUGGUCCAGGAAGGCAAAUGAUGAGACACCUGCUGAUACCGUUCCUGUUAGGCUUCAAGUUCAACCUGGCCUCCUUGAUACCGCUGCUUUUGCUCACGAAGAAGGCUCUGUUGCUGACGAAGAUAGCUCUGCUGAUCAGCGGUCUGUUAGGCUGGAACUCACUAUGGUCCACGGCUUCUGCGCCCUAUCCACCCGGGGGAGGAUACCAUACGUACGGUCAGGAAACGCCUAUAGGAGGAUUUCCUUACUACGAACAGCAUAAUUUCCAACAUAGACCGUACAGAGGAUAUCAAGGUAACCAUUUCGAACCGUACACUCAGCACGUGAUCAGAGAGGUCGUCGACGUUUACGAUAACAGCGAGGAAGUGGGGAAGAACAAACGAAGUGGGAAGAAUUUCGUUUGGGUGAAGAGUAGCUGA